This is a messenger RNA of Somion occarium, 1436 nucleotides long. The record is from the annotation of a GenBank genome assembly. Lineage: Eukaryota; Fungi; Basidiomycota; Agaricomycetes; Polyporales; Cerrenaceae.
ACUGGAGACUCAGCUUGACCGGGACCCGGGCGAUCGCACUGUCCGGAUGUUCUCUGUCGCUCAAUGAUGUUGCUAUAGGCGUCACGCUGCUUUGCCAAAUGCAAAUGAUUGUACACAUCAUAAGGGAAGCUGAGCCCUCUGCUCUUGCUUUCGAACAUUCGCACACAUUGAAUUGUUCUUUUUGCAUAACAUGGAGACCCAGUCUUCUGAAGAGUUCCAGGGAGUUGAAGCCCCUUUCGACGAUCCUAGUGCUGAUCUAACUCUACAAUCGUCAGACGGUCAUCACUUUCAUGUCUAUCGUAUCAUCUUGGCCCAGGCCUCGUUGCAGUUCAAGACUACUUUUUCUCUCCCACAGCCGGCCACUGAAGGUGCUACCGUUCCGGUCCUUCCGCUGACAGAAGAUGCAAAGAGCCUCGAUGCAUUGCUUCGUAUAAUCUACCCGACCCGCUCGCCAAAGCUACCUGGCGAGGUCAGAGUUAUCAAGAAUAUCUUGGAGGCGGGGAGAAAGUAUGAAAUAGAAUUGGUGUUGGAUGCGUGUGCAGAGAGCUUAUUGGAUCUCGUUGAGAAGUUGGAGGAAGCAGUGGACAGUGAACAUGAAGACGGAGCCAAGGACGGUCAGGGAAAUCAGUUCAAGACUUUGGCUGUUACCACUCUUCAGGUCUACGCCAUUGCUUGUCAGUAUGGCCUUGAAGAUGUGGCUAACAAAGUUGCACAUGUCACAUUGUCCUUACCGCUCCCCGUACUGGUUAGCACCCACGUUCCGGAGUUAGACAUGCUCUCUGCGAGCGCUCUGCAGCGACUGCUGGACUAUCGCAUGGAGUGCGCAAAAGUGGCAUCCGACUUCGACUCGAUGGAGAACUUACAAUCCGAGUGGACCGAAAGAUAUAGGCCUUGCUUGCUGUACUGGGACUUCGACAAUCAGGUCUACUGUCGGUUUUGCAGAUGGAAGACCGACAACCAGUCUAACCCUGUUUCGCCCGAGUGGUUAGACAGAUAUUUUGGUUGGCUCUCGGAGAGGAUUCACGAGAUGCCGGGAAGGAUCGUGGCAAAUAGUGAAGAAGCAAUUCUGCAAGCUAACGAGUUCGCCAGUAGAUGCACUGACGGCCAAUGUACCUUGCUUCGUAAACUUCACUUCCCCGCUUUCGCAGAUCUCGUCGCGUCGACCAUAGAGGAACUCCUUUCAGAUGUCCCGCUUAAAUUCUCUAAACAAGCUUGACAGCGCUGAAGUCGAACACCGUAAAGCAAACGAUAUGAAUCGACCAGUACUGUCCUUUCCCAAAUUGAACGGAUUUACUAACAAGUGUACACCCGGAACGUUGAGGGUAGUUGCAAUGCAUUCAUCUUCUGAUACUCCUAUCCUCAGUAAUUUAGUUGUUCGAAGAAUUGUUGUCAAGGACAUCUGACUGGAGAACUUCUGCGAGAUGGUCUCAUUUUCA